UCAGCGAUUCAUUACGGAUGUUAUGUUGUACGCAUGCGCCUCAGGAUAUAUGCUUUAUCGAAUCGUAGCGGACGAUUUUCUUGUUUGACUGAACUGUUAUUUCCGUGAUCAUGUGUUCUAAAAAAAUAAUGUGAUUACCUGUUAGAAAAAAGUGUAAUUUCCAGGAUUUAUUCAUGUGAUCUUAUACAAUUGUUUGGUUUCACGGACUACACAUGUGAUUGUCUUAAUUCAAAACCACACGUCGUUUCUCUUGGCGUUAUCGUCUGUGUGUUGUGUUUAGUGCAGUUAUAGUAGUAGGCUCACUAAUGGUCUAGUAUUUUCAACACGAAGUUAUUUUUUAGGCCUAAGUUUAACCAAGUUAUAAGAGAAAAAUAAAAUUCUGUGUUGAAAUUCAGUCCAGGAAGUGUGUAAGUUAGACUGUGGUGACCUCAAAUUCUUGAAUACAUUGAUGGAUUGUCUCCAACACAUGGGAACAUAAUAUGAAAUGACAGAGAUGUCACGGGGAGUGCCGCUCCGGCCCUUAAGCCCCCACCCCCAGGCCACGCUGUCAGAUGACCUGCGGCUCGCUGCCAGCAGAGGUCAGGUGGAGCUCAUCAAGGAGCUGCUGUCUAGAGGCGCCGGGCUGGACCCCGAUAAGGACGGACGUAACGCCCUCCACUAUGCCGCCCAAGAAGGACACGCUGACGUGUGCAAGCUUCUGCUGGCGUCUGGCUGUGAGAUGGACAAGCAGGAUGUGAUGGGCUUAACACCUGUGAUUAGAGCAACCUCUCAAGGUGCACUUGAUGCACUCCUGGUACUUCUGGAGGCUGGUGCACUGGUCAACAGACAAGAUGAGCAUGGAAACGCUGCCAUCCAUGAGGCCUGCUGGCAUGGCUUCAGUAAAGCUGCUGAGUUGCUGGUCAAACACAAUUGUGAUGUCUUCCUCACUAACAAGGCUGGCUUCACAGCGCUGCACCUAGCUGCACAAAAUGGUCACAAUGAAAGCUCCAGGGUUCUGCUUUAUGCUGGUUGUAAUGCAGAUCUAAAGAAUAAUUAUGGCGACACAGCCCUACACACAGCUGCCAGGUAUGGCCAUGCAGGAGUGGCCAGGAUACUCAUCAGUGCCAGGUGUAAACUCAGUGAACAAAACAAGAAUGGAGACACAGCUCUCCACAUUUCUGCAGCCCUCAAGCGCAGGAAAAUUGCCAAAAUUUUAGUGGAAUCUGGAAUUGACAUCAGUCUUCUCAAUAAGCAAAAUGAAACAGCUCUGGAUGUGGCCCAGAGAAAAGAACAUCCUGAGAUUAUACUCAUCAUAACAACUUGUGGCAAGCCUAGGACUGGCCCGCCUGCGGAGAUGUUUGGUGUUUCCUUCAAGGAGGAGAUAGAAGACAGCCCUGUGGUCUGUCCGGAUGAGGAUCUCACACUCAAACCUCAGCUUAAACAGGAGAAAGAGGGCAGGAGAUUUUUCUUCUUCAAGAAAAAGAAAAAGGACAAGCCUCCCACGCCAACACCAGGGGCUAAAAAGUCUGGGCCAGAACUUUUCCACCCCGGUCAAGUGCCAGAGCAGCAGAGAAAAACUCCAGUCCACGGAUUCUUCUCUCAGUACGUCCCACGGGAUGGUGUCCAGCUGUACCGUGACCUGGCGGGCAACAUCAAACAGGGUCCCAUUGGGUACGCCCCUGUGUGUCAGUGUGGGCCCUCACUGCGACGUCUGGAGAACAGCAUCACAGACACGCGAGACACACUCUACAACCACAUGGACGCCUCCCACCAGAUCCUGUCCCAGAGGAUUGAGUACCUGGACAACAGGUCACGGCUGCAGUCACAGGCCACAGAGGCCAUGCUGGAGCAGAGGCUGAGACAUGAGGAGCACGCCUGUCAUGGCCGCAUCAGUUCACGCCUCCAUGAGGAGAGGGUGGAGACCCAGGCCAUGCUAGAGCAGGCCAGUCACACCAUGACCGACAAGCUGGAGUACUGGCUCAACGACAAACUGGCCAGCUACGGACACUGUUUAGACCAUCACCAUGAUGACUCAGCCCUGCCUCCCAGAAACCUCUUCUCUGACUUUACAGAGCUGGGGAGGUUGGUGCGGUCCCGCUCAGAUGAAACGUUGACAGCAUCGGACUACAGCGGCAAGUUCAGGAAGAAAGACUUCUACGCGUCCAGGCAGGCGGCCAUGCAGCAGAUACGAGGCUGGGACAUGCCUGUUGUUGACAGGACUAGCAGCAGAGGGCGCAGGAGGGAGACCAACAACAACUACAGCAACACCAACAACAACUACAGCAACACCAACAACAACUACAGCAUCAGCAACAAGAACACCACGGCCUCACCUGGCAUCAGCAACACCGUGGUCACGCAAGUCCAGGUGCAUGCUAGGGACGUGGGUCAUCAGGGUCAGCUCUCUAGGGACGUGGGUCAUCAUGCCAGGGACGUGGGUCAUCAGGGUCAGCUCGCCAGGGACGUGGGUCAUCAGGGUCAGCAGGCCAUGUCUUCCAGUCACACCCUGAGUCCUAGCACCAAGUCCACCACUUCACCCAGCACUCACACCAGUGCCCAGUCCCUGGCCAAACUUGCCACUCCUCAACUGACUGACACGCCAAAGCUGCGCAGUCGGAGUGUGGACAGGACAGGAUCGCAGCACAGAGUGACAUUUUCAACUGACCAGCAGUAUCCACAUAGGGUUACUUCAGCUGACCAGCAGUAUCCGCAUAGAGUUACUUCAACUGACCCGCAGUAUCCGCAUAGGGUUACUUCAGCUGACCCGCAGUAUCCUCAUAGACUUACUUCAAAUGUCCAGCAGUAUCCCCAUAGGGUUACUUCAGCUGACCAGCAGUAUCCUCAUAUUGUUACUUCAACUGACCAGCAGUAUCCACAUAAGGUUACUUCAGCUGACCAGCAGUAUCCCCACAGGGUGACUAGUCCAACCCCUCAAAGUGUUCAUGCCAGCCCUGCUGAUCCCAUCUAUUCCAGUGGACCGCGGCGCCAGUCAGCCAACCACAGACAGCAACCAGCCAACCAUGUGGGCAGCCCUGUGCCAGCCCCACAUAGAUCGUUGUUCACACACCAAAAUUUAGCCGCAGGGGGUCCUCCAAACACAGACGUAAGAUCCAGUGAUCAGGGGGGCCCCCGGGUGCCCCUUCUCACUGGACAGAUGGCCAAUGGUGACCCCAGUUAUCCACAGCAUGGAUACAGUGCUGGCGUCCACUGGCCAAAUGGUGCAGGACGAGCCAGGACAUUAUCCACUGACUCCGUGCUGACAGAGGACAACACAGGCUCUAUGCCCAGGAGUCGCAGUGUGGAGAACACCUUAGAGAGCCCCGGUGAGCUCUACUACUCUGGUUACACAACAGACUCUGCCAUCAGACCAUCCUCUAGUGGGAGCAGCAGCAGGAACACGGGCAGCCAGCGCAACCAGCGGGGCUCACACUCGCACAGCCCCGCUCCCCGUACCACCACCAGAUAUCGUAUUCCAGAAACAUCAGCGGACAUGUCACGUCCAGAAACCAGCCCCACUCCACCGUACACAUAUCAAGGGAGACCAACAGCUUUGUCAGGGCCAUCCAGGGUGCAGAGUCCCGCCAGCUUACAGAGGACACAGAGUCCUACUAGCACAAGUAGGACACAGGGUCCUGCUAGCACAAGUAGGACGUUUAACAAUGAUCUAAGAACUAGCAUGACUAAACUGUAUGACAGCCAGCUGGAGAAAAACCCCAGCCACUCCCCCAGCUCUCCAGGUGAGGUGCUCAGGUACCAGCCUGCAGACCCCAGGUUGAAUACCUCCAUCCAUUACCUGGCCCCCAUGAAAGAGUGUUUACAGCAUGAUAGUCUUGUGUCCCCCACCACCUCCCCAGCCCCUGUCCCAGCCAACAAAGAAGACAGCACCUGCAGCAGUAACCAGGACUCUGGCUACGGUAGCCGCAAUCAUGGAGGGGUCAAAGGUAGCAUUGACACCAGUGGGGGCACCCCCAGCUCCUCCUUCAGUAUGGAGAGGAGUGGCUGUACCACCCCCAGCACUGCUGGCUCGCCAUUCCCCCACCAAAAUGAGGCUGGCAACCUUGACCUGAGGUCUAGCAAUGGCUUCCUGCCCUCACCUGUCCAACACAGCUCCACACCUGUCCCAGGCAGGCUCAAGCAGACAGCCAGCUCUGAGAGGUCACGACCCCCAGCUUACAGUGGUCGAGCUGUGAGCAACGUUGUUACAAGCAGACCUCCCCAGUAUCCCCCAGUACAGCACACAGUGGCCUAUGGCUCCCCUGCCAGUCUCUCCCACCAAAUCUCUGCCCAAACCACAAAUCUUCAAAUCUCUGCCCAAACCACAAGCCUUCAUGAUAGCAGUGCUCAGGACAGUGGAGAUUAUAAGGCCUUCAACACAAGCUUGCCACCAUCCCUCUCAGCCAAACCCCAGCAACCCCCAGCCAAACCCCAGCAACCAACACCCAACACUCCAGCCAAAGACCAGCCCGCUGCAGUACAGGCCCACAUCCAGGGCUGGUACCAGCGCAAACUUCUGGAAGCUGCACAGCGGCUGCGCCAGAGCCAGAGCUACAACAGGCAAGACUCUGAGCAGCCCAGCGCAGAGAACUCGUAUGAUACAGAUGUUUACACACUGUGUCGUCCUGCUGACCAAAGGCAGGGCAGCUACCAGCCAUCAACUGACCAAAGACAGGGCAGCUACCAACAGUCAACUGACCAAAGGCAGGGCAGCUACCAGCCAUCAACUGACCAAAGGCAGGGCAGCUACCAACCGUCAACUGACCAAAGGCAGGGCAACUACCAGCCAUCAACUGACCAAAGGCAGGGCAGCUACCAACCGUCAACUGACCAAAGGCAGGGCAACUACCAGCCAUCAACUGACCAAAGGCAGGGCAGCUACCAGCCUACAGCUGACCAAAGACAGGGCAGCUACCAGCCAUCAACUGACCAAAGGCAGGGCAACUACCAGCAAUCAACUGACCAAAGGCAGGGCAGCUACCAGCCUACAGCUGACCAAAGGCAGGGCAGCUACCAACCGUCAACUGACCAAAGGCAGGGCAGCUACCAGCCAUCAACUGACCAAAGGCAGGGAAGCUACCAGCAGUCAACCUAUCAAUCUACUGACCAAAGGCCAAGUAACUACCCACAACAGUCUGUGAGGGUGACCUCUCCAGUGAGCUACAGAGGUCAGCAGGUCAGUGUCCCAGCCCACUUGUCUAGUCAGACCCAACAAGGACGGAGAGUGACUGGCCCGGCCACAGGGUGGGAUCAGGAGACUGUCUACUCCACCACCACAUUGGGUGCUAGGGACAUGUCAAACCACAGCGUGUAUCCACCCACCACAUUGGGUGCUAGGGACAUGUCAAACCACAGCGUGUAUCCACCCACCACACUGGGUGCUAGGGACAUGUCAAACCACAGCGUGUAUCCACCCAGUAAACUGUAUGCUCCACCACAUAGAACAAUUCAUUAUGACCCAGUGCAUGGCAGCGAUGUCUGACCUGUUCAACUGACCCAGCAGUCAUGUGCGACCUGCCCACCUGACCCAGCAGUCAUGUCUGACCUGUUCAACUGACCCAGCAGUCAUGUGUGACAUGCCCCAGCAGUCAUGUGUGACCCAAUGUCUUCCAAUUAAGUGGGAGUAGCAAAUUGAUUAAGCACUGUAUAAUGUACAGACAAAAAUUUCACUUUGUUUACUUAGAGUAGCCAUCUUAUAAAUGGACUAUUGUAGUAUAGUUAGAACAAUGUUUAUAAUUGACGUGUCCCAUUUGUAUGGAUGAAAUAAGCUUUCUACAGUGGUCAGUAGUAAUUUAUGUUUUCUUAGCAACCCACUAGAUGGCAGCAUGUGUACUUACAUUUCUUUCUGUUCAAUAUUUUUUUCUUUUAUAAAGAAAAAAUAGAUUUGUUCAAAUGUUUAUGGCCUUAUAUCCAACAAAUGUUGGUAUGCAACAAAUCACUUGGCUAGCCUGCUGAUUGUUUACAUGAAUUUUAUACACAAUAAAUGACAUUUUAAUUGAA
Messenger RNA from Physella acuta, 5973 nucleotides. Its product is annotated as mucin-12. Lineage: Eukaryota; Metazoa; Mollusca; Gastropoda; Physidae. Gene Ontology annotation, molecular function: protein binding. The record is from RefSeq and is a predicted model, not a curated record.